AUGGCUAAUAAAUUUAUCCUUGUCCCAGAGGAUAUCUAUCGAGGAUUAUUGACUCAACCAUCUUCAGACACAGGAAACAUUAAUUUGGAUUAUACACGAAAAAAUUUGGAUAUUAUUAAAAGACAACACGAGAACAAUGAAUUAAAAAAUAUCAAUUACAAUCAAGAAUUACGUCGUUAUCUACACAUGCUAAAGGAGCAAAAUCAAACACCAGCAGGCGUAGCCGUUCGUAAAAUUGAUAACCCAGCCCUUGAUCAGAUAAAACAAUUAUUGCCCCUAAUUACUCCUACACAAAAUGAGAAUACAGCUGAUUUAAAUGUUACAAAACCAUCGAUAAAUGAUGAGGAAAAAGUAGUUACUGAGGACUCUAUGUAUACAGCAGAUGAAGGGAGUGACGUGGAAACACCCAAAACUUCAAAGACACCAAAAUCUAAAUUAACUCAAAGGACUUCAAUAAUAUAUCAUUUCAUGAAGAAAAAUUUUGAAAAAUAUAAAGUGAAUAAAGAAGAUAAAAUUUUAAAUGAGAAAGGAACAAAAGAAAUUCUAGGAAGUAAUGUUAAAAAAUCCCUUGAUUGCAUAAUACGCUCGGAUUUUACUGGAAAGCAUAAAUGGAAUGGAGUUUCACCGCCUGGUACUACUAUUCUAGAGAAAAGAUUGAGAAAUGAUCCCUAUAUUUGGCAAUUAAUUGAAAAAGCUAAAACACCAAUUACACCAAGACGCAUUACUCAGCCCAAAAGAAUAUCUCAAGGAUUCAAAUCAAAACAAUCGUCAUUAUUUGAAGGAGAAUGGAGACAACCAGAAGAGUGGAUAUAA
This is a messenger RNA of Meloidogyne enterolobii, 813 nucleotides long. The record is from the annotation of a GenBank genome assembly. Lineage: Eukaryota; Metazoa; Nematoda; Chromadorea; Rhabditida; Meloidogynidae.